Prorocentrum cordatum is the source of this 1050-nucleotide messenger RNA. The record is from the annotation of a GenBank genome assembly. NCBI's taxonomy places the organism in Eukaryota, Dinophyceae, Prorocentrales, Prorocentraceae.
CGUUUUCUGACGGCCCCAGGGCCUGGUGAGGGGCCCCAGAGGCCGAGAAUUGCCGAAGACCUGUCGUCGCGAUCUCGCUGGCAGCGCGAGGCGGUGGGCGGACGCCCGACGAGCGCGCGGCUGGCGCGGCACCGAGCGCGGCCCCACCACCGCGCGCAGCCGCGCCUCGGGGCGGCCCCGCCCGGAGAGCGCGCUGGAGUUGGGGCGGCCGCUGUUUCUGCGGCGCGGGGCAGGUCAGGAGAUGGUCGCCCGAACACUCUGCCUUCCCCCCAGGGCGCGUCGCCGAUCCACGUCUAAUAAGCGGAGCCGACGGCAGACGUGUGAGCAUCUGCAGAUGCAUCGGCCGGCCAGGCGCGCGGGCCGCCCUCAGACGGGCGCGCUCCCGCCCCGGCUCAGCCCGGGAGGGCCCGCUCCUCGGACGAGUACGUCGUGCCGUCGAUCAGGAUGGACUUGCGCACCAUGCGGCGGCCGUUGGCAUCCACCACCAGCGCCUGGCGGACCUCGACAGAGGCCGCGCCCUCCGACGACCUCGGAGCUGCUGGAGAAGGACGACAGCGCCUUCAUCAGCAUCAUGGCGCCCUCCUGCGCACGGCGCCCGCGGGUCGGGCGCGUCGUGCCCCAUGCCCCGAGGAGACCGGCCAGGCCAGGGAGCCUCGAGUCGUGGUGGGUCGGCCGUCGUUGCGAGGGUCGGUUUGCUGCGGCCUUCGCUGUCGCAAGCGGUGGCGCUGCCUUUGUCGUUGUCACCGCCAGGCCGCUCGCGUCAUCAGCCCUGCUGCGGUUGGUUGGUGGUGUUGCUGUUGUUGUUUUCGUUCCUCCUGUUGCUGCUGGUGGUGCCGCCGCCUUGAUCGAACGGUUGUCGGUACCGUAGUUCUGUUGGUGGGAGUGGUUGUGGCAUCGUCUGGUUGUUGAUAUGCCUCGCUCAAAAGCUCAGGGUCCCAACUGCCCUCCGUGCGCAAAUACUUUCGAGGGCCAACUCUUCCAAAGCAUCUCCGGAUUCCAUUUCGUGGAGGGGCUCACCCUCCCUCAACUCCACGCCAGAUGUCUUCCCCU